Gasterosteus aculeatus aculeatus (three-spined stickleback) is the source of this 1217-nucleotide messenger RNA. RefSeq names its product TLR adapter interacting with SLC15A4 on the lysosome. Lineage: Eukaryota; Metazoa; Chordata; Actinopteri; Perciformes; Gasterosteidae. Gene Ontology annotation, biological process: regulation of toll-like receptor signaling pathway. The record is from RefSeq and is a predicted model, not a curated record.
AUCGAGGGUGCCUCGAUCGAGAAUGCAAUGUUCGCAAGAAGUGCGUUUCUCUAAUGUGCCGAAGGCUGUGAUUCUGGCCCGAAGGAGCCAUGCUUUGUGAAGCCAGACUGUUCAGCAUGACGUGUGGUGAAUUGGAGGAGCUGGAUUCCCCCCUUCCUCAGAAAGCUCCCCGGGGUACUUUCGGGCUGCCGAGAGCAGCUGCCACCCUGGUGCCAGCCUCCGUCAGACACGCGCCACUCGUUCAUCACAACUCCCCCGAGCUGACAGGUUGUUUGCUCAACAGGAGCGAUUCAGCCGAGUUGUACAUUUCCCCGCUGCAGUCCUUGGAUGGCAGACAGAUCUCCCCGCAGAUAGAGAUCCCGGCUCAGGCUCGCUCAGUUGGCGACGCCCCUUUCCUGGUUCCCUCCUCCUGUCAGAGCAUCUGCCAAAAUUACAGCGACCUCCACAUCGGCGGCGACCAGGUGCUGCCGCUCUCGACUAACGAUGGAGAGCUCCGGCUCUGCGCCGCCCCCCAGGCCGUGGGCCCUUUCCUCCAGUCCUGCGAUGUCCCCCCGGCUGUGGAGGAUUCUCCCCCACGAAAGACAUCUAAUGGAGGGCUUCUGCUCCCACCAAGGGGAGGAUCACACCGCUGGAGACUGGGGAGCGCUCGUGAUCGGAGCUUUUUGUUCCAGGGCGGCGAGGGUCCCUUCUCCAACUCUCUGCUUAAUCACUACCUGGAGCAGAAACUGUUGGAUUUGUACCAGCAAUACAUGAUGGAGAACAUGGCCAGGGAAGGGGCCCCAGGCGUGGGUUCUGACCAUGGCGCCAUUUGCCCUCUGCUGGGCUCAGAGCUGGUGCUGACCAGCCUGGACCAGAUAACUUUGCAGCUGAGUCGGGAAGGGAACCUGGAGGCCGGCCUGGCCAAGGACAUGGUCCUCAGCUGCCUUCUGCGGGUGGCGGGUGACAUGCAGUCAAGUGAGAUCAGCACUCCCUUUCUGCAAAUAUCCAACGAGGCAUCCAGGGAGCAUCCCACAGGGAACAAAGGGGAGUAACCCCAGUGUCAAAAAAAUACCCCAAAAUACCCCAAUACCCCAUUUCUAUUUGUAUCAUCCUCAAAAUAAAAUGAAACUGUAUCAUUUGUUUUAUUUUCAUGAUAUGAUUACGUUAUAUCAAAUGGUGACCAAUUGUGUGUGUCCCCUUUCUAAAAGCACAAUAAAAACAGGAUCUGAAUAUUGAAA